Musa acuminata AAA Group (dessert banana) is the source of this 813-nucleotide messenger RNA. RefSeq names its product LEAF RUST 10 DISEASE-RESISTANCE LOCUS RECEPTOR-LIKE PROTEIN KINASE-like 1.2. The coding region runs from base 1 to 813 and encodes 270 amino acids. Gene Ontology annotation, molecular function: polysaccharide binding. NCBI's taxonomy places the organism in Eukaryota, Viridiplantae, Streptophyta, Magnoliopsida, Zingiberales, Musaceae. The transcript is spliced from 2 exons. The record is from RefSeq and is a predicted model, not a curated record.
AUGCGUGCCAAAUCAUUGCCGAGCUUCACUCUUAUCCUCUCCAUCCUCGUGCUCUUGAUCAGCUUCUCGCGGCGGAUAAAACCAGCCGCUGCGGACGGGUCAGAGACGGGAGGGUGCGAGGUCAGCAGCCGCUGCGGAGAUGCUGUAGACAUUAGCGAUCCCUUCUGGCUCAGUGGGGGUGAUGCAUUCUGUGGCGAUCCCGCUUUUGAAGUCGAGUGCACAGGUGGUCUCCCCAUUCUGGCGAACUCCUUGGGAGGAGGGUCGUACUUUAUCAAACAGAUCUUCCACCGUAACAAGUCAUUGUUGGUUGCCAACACCCAAUUCGCCCGCGGCGACUGCCCGAUCCCCCACGACGAUUCCCAGUUAGGACUCCAUGAUCACGUCGACCAUCACUUCACGAUCAGCACCGCCAACAAAGUGCUCUUCUUGUUUCGUAACUGCUCGGAAAUCCCACCCGAGGAUCACGAAAGGAUACGGUGCGCUAAUGAUACUUUGGCUGAACUCGGUGAAAGCUAUGACUACUCAAAGCCGCCGAAUUGGUCGAGCGAGUGUGAGGUGGUCAAUGCACCGGUUUUCCCGUAUGGUGCAGAGGAAGAGAGUGGACGCACCAACUACGAGGAUCUCCUCAAGAACGGAUUUCUGGUGGAAUGGUGGUCGAACCCUGAAGGCUGUGAGGAAUGCAGAGAGAGCGACGGGAAGUGCGGGUCUCAUCACGAAACAGGGGACUUCGUCUGUCACUGCCCACGAGGAUGGGAUGAACCCAGCAGUUGCGAGGUUACUCCUCUGCCGUUUCUUGUGGGGGUUUUAGACUAG